Molecule: messenger RNA, 2145 nt
Organism: Cooperia oncophora
Lineage: Eukaryota; Metazoa; Nematoda; Chromadorea; Rhabditida; Trichostrongylidae
Source: the annotation of a GenBank genome assembly
AUGGGUCCUGCCGUUGUUGGCUUCACUGAGGGUCCUCCUUCAACAGUUGCAAGCGAUUCUUGCAAUGAUGUUGUAGAGGGAGUAACAGAUGUUUCAGCCCCGGAUGUCGUUGUAGAAAUUGGUUCGCUGGUCUCUUCUGUAGCUGUGGUCGCCACCUGGUCGACGUUGGCUGCAACGAUAGGAGGACCCUCAGUGAAGCCAACAACGGCAGGACCCAUUGAAGCUAGCGGAGAGGAACCAGCAGUGACUAACAUAGUACCUAUCGUUGCAGCCAACGUCGACCAGGUGGCGACCACAGCUACAGAAGAGACCAGCGAACCAAUUUCUACAACGACAUCCGGGGCUGAAACAUCUGUUACUCCCUCUACAACAUCAUUGCAAGAAUCGCUUGCAACUGUUGAAGGAGGACCCUCAGUGAAGCCAACAACGGCAGGACCCAUUGAAGCUAGCGGAGAGGAACCAGCAGUGACUAACAUAGUACCUAUCGUUGCAGCCAACGUCGACCAGGAGGACCCUCAGUGGAAGCCAACAACGGCAGGACCCAUUGAAGCUAGCGGAGAGGAACCAGCAGUGACUAACAAAGUACCUAUCGUUGCAGCCAACGUCGACCAGGAGGACCCUCAGUGGAAGCCAACAACGGCAGGACCCAUUGAAGCUAGCGGAGAGGAACCAGCAGUGAGUAACAAAGUACCUAUCGUUGCAGCCAACGUCGACCAGGUAGCGACCACAGCUGCAGAAGGAGCCAGCGAAGCAACUUCCACAACACCAUCCGGGGCUGAAACAUCUGUCACUCCCUCUGCAACAUCACUGCCUGAAUCCCAUGCAACUGUUGAAGGAGGACCCUCAGUGGAGCCAACAACGGCAGGACCCAUUGAAGCUAGCGGAGAGGAACCAGCAGUGAGUAACAAAGUACCUAUCGUUGCAGCCAACGUCGACCAGGUAGCGACCACAGCUGCAGAAGGAGCCAGCGAAGCAACUUCCACAACACCAUCCGGGGCUGAAACAUCUGUCACUCCCUCUGCAACAUCAUUGCCGGAAUCGCCUGCAACUGAAGCAGGAGAAGGAACGACGGUUGAAGGAGGACCCUCAGUGGAGCCAACAACGGCAGGACCCAUUGAAGCUAGCGGAGAGGAACCAGCAGUGAGUAACAAAGUACCUAUCGUUGCAGCCAACGUCGACCAGGUAGCGACCACAGCUGCAGAAGGAGCCAGCGAAGCAACUUCCACAACACCAUCCGGGGCUGAAACAUCUGUCACUCCCUCUGCAACAUCACUGCCUGAAUCCCAUGCAACUGUUGAAGGAGGACCCUCAGUGGAGCCAACAACGGCAGGACCCAUUGAAGCUAGCGGAGAGGAACCAGCAGUGAGUAACAAAGUACCUAUCGUUGCAGCCAACGUCGACCAGGUAGCGACCACAGCUGCAGAAGGAGCCAGCGAAGCAACUUCCACAACACCAUUUGUGGCUGGAGAAUCUGUCACUCCCUCUGCAACAACACUGCCUGAAUCCCAUGCAACUGUUGAAGGAGGACCCUCAGUGGAGCCAACAACGGCAGGACCCAUUGAAGCUAGCGGAGAGGAACCAGCAAGUGAGCCGUCCUUCGUUACUUCCCCAUCAGGCGAAACUGGCUCACCAACGUUAUCUGAGCUUUACACGUCUACAAGUAGUUCUUUAGGAGUUACCACUAUCAGUCAAUCAAAGUUAAAUGAAACGGCGCUGGAAGACGAUGAAGACGAUUCCAUUAUCAACCCUACGAUUCUUGAGCAGCCACACAAGGCUGAUCUACCGGUGAAUGUGGGUUUCGUACCAGGUUCUGAACCUGAGGCUGUUCAUGAAAGUGGAGAACAAGAAGAAGAGGAGACCGAGAAGACGGGUGCUACCAAAGAGCCAGAUUACGAGGAUGCUAUCAAAGCCAAGACUUUGGCUUCGGAACCUACAACUGAGGGAACACCAAAUCAGAGCACCUCUACUGAACCACCUGUCCAAUUAGUCAAAGAUUUGAUCGAUGCUCUAGCUGGAGGUGGUCUUAAUGCUGUUUUGGGGACUCCACGACCUCCCCUCACAGAAGAAGAGGCAGACAGAAGGCUCGUUCCUUUCCAAAAAAAGAAUAGGAAUAGCCUCCGCAAUGCCACUUGGCCUUCGGAAUGA